Molecule: messenger RNA, 765 nt
Organism: Histoplasma capsulatum G186AR
Lineage: Eukaryota; Fungi; Ascomycota; Eurotiomycetes; Onygenales; Ajellomycetaceae
Product: BET3 family protein
Exons: 2
Coding region: 1-765 (254 amino acids)
Biological process (GO): endoplasmic reticulum to Golgi vesicle-mediated transport
Cellular component (GO): TRAPPII protein complex; TRAPPIII protein complex; TRAPPI protein complex
Source: RefSeq, a predicted model, not a curated record
AUGGCGUCUCCCACCAAGCACACACAUGCCUCCUCGAUAAGCACAGUCAUGAGCAACAAUUUCGGGGACUCACAGGAAAAACUCCGAUCAAGAAACACACCGCAGCCCUCUACAGGGUUGCGCCUCCCUUCCACCAAGAAGACAAUUUAUGACCGAAAUCUCAACCGGACCCGCAACUCGGAGCUCAGCAAAGCAAGCUUCGCCUACCUUUUUUCAGAGAUGGUCGUAUACGCUCAGCGGCGCGUCACAGGUAUACAGGACCUGGAGAGGCGCCUCAACGAGCAAGGUUACCCACUAGGUCUCCGUCUUCUUGAUCUCCUUCUCUACCGCUCCCUCUCCGGCUCCUCAUCCGGCGGUCUCACAUCCUCUUCCUCAUCAUCAGGUACCCAACCUAUCCGACCCCUUCGCAUCCUCCCUCUCCUGCACCUAAUACACGGCCCCCUCUGGCGACUUCUAUUCUCCCGUCCAGCGGAUGCUUUGGAACAUUCCGUCUCCCCAGCCACCCCAAAUGAAUACAUGAUCACAGACAAUGACCCCCUCGUCAACACCUACAUAUCAGUGCCGCGUGAGAUGAACAUGCUGAAUUGUGCGGCGUAUGUAGCCGGGAUUAUUGAAGGGGUCUGCGAUGGAUGUGGAUUUGAGGCGAAAGUAUCAGCUCAUAACCAGGGGAGUGAGAUGUGGCCAAGCCGGACAGUGUUUUUGGUACGGUUUGGAGAGAGUGUUAUGGAGAGGGAGAAGAUGUUGGAGAGGGCGGGGGUGAAGUAA